This is a messenger RNA of Phaethon lepturus (White-tailed tropicbird), 2979 nucleotides long. RefSeq names its product protein NLRC5-like. The record is from RefSeq and is a predicted model, not a curated record. The transcript is spliced from 37 exons. Gene Ontology annotation, molecular function: protein binding. NCBI's taxonomy places the organism in Eukaryota, Metazoa, Chordata, Aves, Phaethontiformes, Phaethontidae. The annotation marks the transcript as partial.
UCUCAGCAACAAUGAUCUUUCCUUGAAUGCUGUUCUCAUUUUGGCAAAGGAAGUCAUCGCGUGUCAAAAUGCUACUGAACUGUGUGUCAGGAAGGAUGCCGUGAUGAUAUAUUUUUCUGGCCCAUCUGGGAAAGGUCCAAGAUCUUUGGAUUUGAGGUGGGAAGAGGAUAAGGAACAUGUAACUCCAACUAGAUUUGUGAAGUUACGUUUGCAGGAUUGCAGCCUGUCUUCCCAACAUGCAAAGGAGAUCGUUGCCAUUCUCCAGAGCUGUCCGCAUCUCUCUGAAGUGGAUUUAUCAGGUAACAAGCUUGGCGAUGAAGGCUGCAGUUGCCUGCUGGAAAACCUCCCUUGGAUAUCAAUUUCAAAGCAGCUGGAUCUCAGUCAAAACCGCCUCUCUGUUAAUGGCAUUUGCAGUCUGUUGAAGUCAGUAAAUACCUGCCAGAAGAUGAUGGAGUUACAAGUCAGCCUUUGUCAUGAGACUGCAGUCCUGAGGUUUGCAGAAGACACAGAGUUUGCUUUCCUUCCUCCUAGGGAUGAGCCUGUGUUCUCUACUGAUGACCAGCAAUACGGAGAGGAAAACCAGACACCUACUGCUCCCCAAAAAAUAAGACUGACAGACAGUCAUUUUCAAGCCAGUGACCUGGAGAAGCUGUGUGCAGUUCUGAAGAAAUGUAGCAGCAUCUCCGAGCUGGACCUAUCAAAUAAUUAUCUGGGAGACAAGGGACUUCUGCAGCUCUUUCAAGUCCUCCCGGAUUUGAAAAUGCUAAAUUCUCUCAAGCUUAAUGGCAACCAGAUCUCCCUGAACUCUGUGUUUUUCUUAGCUCAGUCCUUAUCUACACUGGAAUAUGUUAAAUCAGUGAACCUCAGCUUAGGACACAGGCAGGUGGUUCAUCUAACCUUUUGGGAAAGAAUCAGGGUCGGAAGUACCAGCCGAUGGAGAAGUAGUUUCCUGGUGCAUCCCAAGCACAAAGCAAAAGGACGGUGCUUUCGUCUCAGGGACUGCAGAGUGGGUCCAGAGGAUGUGACCAGGCUGUGCCAGAUACUGGCUCAAUGUCCCCAGCUGACAGAAAUUGAUCUGUCUGGAAAUUCAUUGAAUGACCAGAGCACUGAGAGAUUACUGAGCUUCCUGCCAUACCUCUGUCACCUGACACUACUGAGUAUUAGGAAUAACACAUUUUCCCCGCGUUGCAUGGUCUUACUCAUGAACUCCAUCAACCUCUGUGAGCGGAUCAGGACGGUAGAAGUCCGGUCAAGUGAAAAUGCAUUUUUGCAUUUAGGAGCAAGCAUGCGAAGGCAAAAGACAUCCUGCAGACUGACGGACUGUUCCAUCGGUCAAGGGCAGAUAGAUGAGCUCUGCAGAGCCCUGGAGCAGUGUGGAUGGCUGGCAGAAGUGGAUCUCUCCAGGAAUCAGCUGGGAGAUGAAGGCCUACGGUGCCUCUUGGAUCACUUGCAUCGAGCGCCCAUUACGUGUUGCCUCAACCUCAGCCAUAACAGGAUUUCUCAGGAUGGAGUUCUGCAUCUCAUAAAUACCAUCAUCGCAUCUGGAAAUACCACUGAAGUUCAAGUCAGUUUGUGCUCCAAAGCAACUUUAAUCAUCAAGUUGUCAAGCAGAGACGACCUGGGAAAGAUUUUGAGACUCGCAGAGUGCAAGUUCCAGCCAGAGCACUUGGAAAAGUUGUGCUUGCUCCUGGAAGAGUGCACUGGUCUGACAGAGUACACAUCCUCGAAUAACAACGUGACAGUCCAAGCUGCAGAGAGACUUUUGCAUUCACUGAGGAAAAAUCUGGGUCCUCUGAAAAUCAGCAUAGAAGAGCCAUGGGUAUGUAAAGAAAGUGUCACAAACCUUCUUGAGCUGGCUGUCCAGGCCUGUGGAAACAUUACUGAGAUCAUGAUAUGUAAAGACAAAACCCUCUUCCAAUUAGGCGUAAGGUUCCCCCACUGUCUGGAGAAGGCGGAAUCAGUCGUUAGCAGAUUGAAUCUGUACAAGCCAGAAAUGAAGCAUGCUUGCUUCUACCAAAGGGUUCGUGAAAAAUGUGCUCAGCUUCAGGAAUUGAGAUGGUCUCAUGUUGAGCUCCACAGUGAUGAAGCAGAAAUGCUAGUCAGGAUUUUGCUACCUCUUCCAGAGCUGAAGAAGUUUGGGCUGACCUCUAGCAGUAUUAUGCCAGCUGGAAUUGAUUACCUGAUCACGGGCUUGCAGAAUUGCCAGGCCCUUGAAGAGCUCAACCUGGGCUACAUGAGACUCGGCAGUGCUGCCAUUCCUAAGCUUGUGCUGGCACUUUGCGAAAUGCCGUCUCUGAAAAGGCUUAUCUUGAACCAUAACAGUAUUGGUAAUGAUGGCUGCUCCAGACUCGCGGAAGCCUUGAGGAAUAUGCACUACUUGGAGGAAAUCAAUUUAAGCCACAACAAGAUUGGAGAUCCAGGCCUGAUAAAUCUAGCUGCUGUCCUGCUGGAAAUGCAAAACCUGAAGAGAAUCGACCUUUCUGGGAACAGUCCUAGUCCUGCUGGAGGGGAGAAGCUGAUGGAGGCUCUUGCCUAUUGCACGCACAUCGAGGAGUUACUACUGUCAAGGAAUGUUUUUGGAGACAGGGCAGCAGUGAAACUUGCCCUCUGUCUGCCUCACAUGACCAACCUCAAGAUCCUGCACUUGCAGAACAAUAACAUUGGGCCAGCAGGAGGGAUGGAGCUGGCCAGAGCCCUGGUGGCGUGUGGGCUGCUAGAAGAGAUAAGUUUAUCAGAAAAUGACCUCGAGGAAGGAAGUAUCCGUGCCCUGUCUGAGGGGCUGCCGUGUUUUCAACACCUCCAGAAGAUUGACCUGAAACUCUGUGGAAUCACUGACGAUGCUUCAAAAUCACUUUCUCAUGGCUUCCAACAAUGCCCUUCCAUGGAGGAGAUAAUACUAUCUUGGAACACUCUUGGAGAUGGAGGAGCCCGAGAGUUGGCCAGUGCUCUCCCAAGGAUGGAAAAGCUGAAGGUGUUAGA